AUGGACGAGAGCCUGGAUGCGCCCGCAUGGAAGGAGGUAAUCAGCCAGCUUGCCAAGUACGCCAUGUUCGUCGUCACCGAGCAAGAUCCGUGCUGA
Messenger RNA from Peronospora matthiolae, 96 nucleotides. NCBI's taxonomy places the organism in Eukaryota, Oomycota, Peronosporomycetes, Peronosporales, Peronosporaceae. The record is from the annotation of a GenBank genome assembly.